Molecule: messenger RNA, 2511 nt
Organism: Aaosphaeria arxii CBS 175.79
Lineage: Eukaryota; Fungi; Ascomycota; Dothideomycetes; Pleosporales
Exons: 5
Coding region: 108-2252 (714 amino acids)
Source: RefSeq, a predicted model, not a curated record
CUGCAGUCCCUCUGGAGCUGACUAAGCUGAUCAAUCAUUUACUAGUCCAAGAGCGCCUAGCCGCCUUUACAUAUUCUACAACUAACUACAGGUGGGCAGCUAAUAGUAUGCCAGGGUUGGCGAUGAACUUGACCCCCAGCCAGACUUUGUUCAAACAAGAAGAGGUAGACGAUGAUGACGACAAGGACUUCGCUAUCGACUUCGCUGUCGACGAGUCGGGCGAGCGCGGCGAUCUUCCUGGCGAGUUCGACGCCAACGCGUAUAGGUCACGUCCUCAGCUGUCUCAGCCAGGAGUCUUCAUGAGAAGUCUGGCAUACCUAAUCGAUGGGCUUGAAAGGGGAAAAAUCGACAUUGAUCCCGAAUAUCAGCGCGAGGUCGUAUGGACUGCUGAGCGCAUGACGAACUUGGUCAACUCUUUGAUGGAGAAUUUCUACAUCCCGCCUAUCAUUCUCAACAGGAAAGCAUCAGGUGGGGAUCCCAACUCAGUGACUCUAAUUUGCGUCGAUGGCAAACAGAGACUUUCGUCUGUCCGCGCGUUUGUGAAAGGUCUCGUGCCUUGCCAGGAUUAUCAAGGAAACAAAUGGUUCUUCUGUGAGCAUCCCGAGGGCAGGUCUCGCAAGGUUCUAUCGGAAACUCAGCAAAAGGAGUUCCUUGCGAAGGAAUUCUGCUCAUUCGAAUACAAAGACCUGUCAUCAGAACAAGAAGAAGAUCUUUUUGCAAGGGUACAGCUUGGAAUGCAGCUCACUGCUGCAGAGAAAAUGCGAGCUCAGAGCGGGCCAUGGCAAGAGUUGGGGAAGUUGUUCGUACAAGACUUCCCCACUAUAUUUGAACUUCUCAAAGAUCGCUCUCGCGCGAAAGACUUCCAAAUGGCACUCUCAUGCUUUAGCCAGAUUCUCGAGGUCGAGCAUCCUACUAACGCAAACGGCAUCCCAAUACUGCGAACCAAUUAUACCGCCCUUCCUAAACUCCUGCAUAAUAAAGCUGCACUUGACGAUAGACUCAAGUCACAUCUAGCGAAUGUCUUCAACACGUUCAAGGAACUCAUCAAGAACGAUCCAGAUGUAUUCACAAACAUUGGUCGCAAAUUGAAAGGUGUCCAAACUUUUGCACCAAUCGAGCUGGUGGCCGUUACUGUGCUGAUCUCGAUGUACUCCGAGACAAGAAGCAAUGGAUUACUCCUGGGCGAUAUUCGUUAUCUCCGUAACCAGCUCCGCGAGAAUUUUGUGGAUUUGAGAAUGAACAGGCCGGUGUGGAGGUACAUCUGGGAUUACAUCGACAAUCUAGAAAAAUAUCGAGGGGCUAUCAAUGGAACUACUAUCGAUCGGUCGGUGAGAGUGUCGAGGCCAUUGUUGCAAAGUGCUACAAAACCAGAACCGAGCUUUUCCCCUACCAUGCUACAGAGCGGUGCCAGUGUAUCUGAACCACAAAUACCCACUGCAAAUUCUCCAUCAACACUCCGUCAUGAUGCUCCGUUCAACGAUACUUCGCAUAAGAGCAAGAGGCCACGGGUGGGCAGUGGGUCAGCAGUAGAUCAUCAACAGGAUAGUGUAAACUCCAGAACAAUUUUUCCGGCCAAAAGUCAGACUCUAGUCAUAUCAGGACCGAAAAAGCCAACUCCUGCGUCCCACCCGGCGCCGAUUCGACCUUUACUUAUCCCAAACUCGCCCAUGGUUCCAACUCCAAAUGCUAUGGAGGUCCAUCAACAAAGUUACCCUUGGCCAGAUGACUUCCGUGCACCUACUGCCCCAAUGGUAUGGAGCUCCGAGCCCAUUCCGUCUGAGAGUUUGCUGAGCUCAUUCCCGUCACCGUAUCCGAAUCACUCAGUGCAGAAUACUAUUACCCCCCAUGCCGGGGGGCAAAUGAGUAACGCGAACGUGUACUCUUCGCCAGCACUACAAAGUUCGAAUAUUCCCAGCAAACCGAACGCCAUGCAGCCAUCAGAAAACCGGGAUCUGAGGCGAAACGUGGUGAAAGACACUCAACCGGUAAAGCCAGCUCCUCCAAGACCGCGCAAGCGCCCUCCACCUUCUUGGUCACUUGAACCAUUUGAAGACGGUGUAAUUGAUCUCACUUCCGACACUGAAAUAGAGGAAGAGCGCCAAAAUCUUCUGAGCUCUUUCCGUCGUCCUUCAAAUACUGCAGAGCAGGGAGUUAUUCCGCUCGCACAUAAUUCCAAUUCUCCAACUGCUUCUACUGGACCGAAGAGAGCAAUCGCACCAGCCACAUUCAAUCCUUACAAAAAAGGGCCGUGAACUUGUGGCUCUUGCUCUGCAGUCGGUGCUCACUGCGUUAUGGACACGGCAUUCUUAUUAUGAACAUGCAUAGCCAGUCACUUACACUAUUUAUGAAUUACGAACUGCAAAUAUACCAUUUCAUUGCAUACCUUCAACAACAUAUCAUCAGCCAAUAGCAGUCUUGGGUUUUAGGUGGCGGCAAGCGUCACCUCUUAUGCCGAUGCAUUACCAGAGUCAAUUAGUUCAAAUAGAAAUUUCGGUAAAUAUAUUCAGCACU